UUCACAUACUGACACAAACACAUAUGAAUCACAAUCUCAUCUGUGUCCCAAGAAAACACAGACAGGUCAGAAUGUCAGAUCCAGCAGCUCAAGUUCCCCCUGCUGAGGAACCUCAGAAACAAAAGAGUGAAAAGGAGCUUAAAAAGGAAGCAAGUCGGCUGGCUAAGUUGGAGAAAUUUAAAGCAAAACAAGAGAAGCAGAGCAACAAAGGUGGUAAUGAAGGAUCAGAGGCAAAGGCCAACAAGAAAAAGAAAACUGAAGAAAAGCAAGUCAUCACCUAUGAUAGACCAACUGAAAAAGGAGAGAAGAAAGAUACCAAAUGUCCAAUGCCUGAUGCCUAUAGCCCCAGAUAUGUUGAGGCUGCCUGGUAUGACUGGUGGGUUAAGGAAGGUUUUUUCAAGCCUGAAUAUGGUGGCAGAGAUUUAAAGAACUUGAAGUAUGAGGACAAGUUUAUAAUGGUGAUACCCCCACCAAAUGUCACAGGGACAUUGCAUCUUGGUCAUGGACUCACUAAUGCUGUGGAGGACUGCUUGGCUAGAUGGCAUCGCAUGAAAGGAAAAGCAGUUCUGUGGGUGCCUGGUUGUGACCAUGCAGGCAUCGCCACACAGGUUGUGGUGGAGAAGAAACUGUGGAGAGAGCAGAAUAAGACCAGGCAUGACUUGGGCAGGGAGGCUUUUGUCAAUGAAGUUUGGAAGUGGAAAAAUGAAAAAGGUCACAGAAUUUAUGAUCAGCUGAGAUUGCUGGGAGGAUCAUAUGACUGGGAUAGAGUUGCCUUCACAAUGGAUGAAGACCGCUAUCGCUGUGUGAUUGAAGGCUUCUGUCGUCUCCAUGAAAUGGGUCUCAUCUACAGAAGUGUCAGACUUGUCAACUGGUCAUGCACAUUACGAUCUGCCAUCUCAGAUAUUGAGGUCGACAAAAAAGAAAUAGAAGGAAGAACUUUGAUAGAGGUUCCUGGCUACAGUGAAAAAGUGGAGUUUGGAGUCCUUGUCUCAUUCGCUUAUAAAAUUGUCGACUCAGAUGAGGAAGUUGUUGUUGCAACCACUCGUAUAGAGACAAUGCUUGGAGACUCUGGCAUUGCUGUUCACCCCAAUGAUGAGAGGUACAAACAUCUCCAAGGGAAAUUUGUGCAGCAUCCAUUCAUUCCCAGUCGCAAGAUGCCCAUUGUUUUUGAUGAGUUUGUUGACAUGAGCUUUGGAACAGGUGCUGUGAAGAUUACACCAGCCCAUGACCACAAUGACUACGAGGUUGGCAAGCGACACAAUUUGCCUUUCAUCACCAUCAUUGACAACAAUGGACUCAUUACAGGGGACUGUGGCGUCUUCACUGGCAUGAAGAGGUUUGAUGCCAGGAAAGCUGUGCUGGAAGCUCUCAAAGAGAAAGGUCUGUACAGAGGAACAAAAGAUAACCCUAUGGUUGUUCCAACUUGUAGCCGCUCCAAAGAUGUGAUUGAGCCACUGCUGAAGCCCCAGUGGUACGUGGAUGUCAAGGUCAUGUCUGACCGGGCAGUCAAGGCUGUCAGGGAAGGGGAGCUGAGAAUCAUUCCAGAAAUGUUCCAGAAAACAUGGUACUCCUGGCUGGAGAACACCAGAGACUGGUGCAUAUCACGCCAGCUGUGGUGGGGACACCAAAUCCCAGCUUACUUUGUGUCUGUGGAGGGACAACAACAGGGGCAGGACAUUGAUGACCACUACUGGAUCUCUGGCCGCACUGAAGCUGAGGCUAAAGAAAAAGCUGCCAAAAAGUUUGGCGUUGACAGCAGCAAGAUCACAUUAAGACAAGAUGAAGAUGUGCUUGACACUUGGUUCUCUUCUGGAUUUUUCCCCAUGUCUGUCUUUGGCUGGCCAGAGCAGACUGAAGAUUUCCAGUUGUACUUUCCAAACACACUUCUAGAAACUGGCCAUGACAUUUUGUUUUUCUGGGUUGCCAGGAUGGUUCAGUUAGCUUUAACAUUGACAGACAAGUUGCCAUUUAAAGAUGUUUACCUCCAUGCUAUGGUGAGGGAUGCACAUGGUCGCAAGAUGAGCAAGUCUUUAGGGAACAUUAUUGACCCUGUUGAUGUUAUCCUUGGUAUCAGUUUAGAUGACCUCCAGAAAAAGUUGUAUGAGUACAACCUUGAUGAGAAGGAGGUGAAGAAAGCUAUGGAGGGACAGAAAGUUGAUUACCCCAAUGGUAUACCAGAAUGUGGUGUUGAUGCCCUGAGGUUUGCCCUCAUCUCAUACACAGCACAAGGUAGAGACAUGAACCUUGAUGUUAUGCGAGUCCAAGGCUACAGGUUCUUCUGCAACAAACUUUGGAACGCAACCAAAUUUGCCUUGACAAGCCUAGGAGAAAAUUUCCAGCCUUAUCCAAAGUUCCAUCUGACUGGUAAAGAAAGUUUAAUGGACCUGUGGAUCCUGAGCCGCCUGUCCCAGGCCAUCACUCUAUGUAACCAGGGCAUGGAGAACUUUGAGUUCCCAACGAUGACCAACGCCAUCUACAACUUCUGGCUCUACGAGUUGUGUGACUGGUACUUGGAAUGCAUCAAACCUGUGAUAAACGGGACCAACACAGAGGCCAUCUCAAUAUGCCGUAAUGUUCUCUUCACCUGCCUGGAUGAGGGACUGAGGCUGCUGCACCCGGCCAUGCCCUUCUUGACGGAGGAGCUGUACCAGAGGUUGCCCAGGAGGUCAGCUGAUGCCCCCGCCAGUAUUUGUGUCACACCUUACCCAGAGCCAGCAGAGCCCUCUAACAGUCUAGUCUGCAACCCCAACCCUAUAGCCUACAACCCAGCCCUGGAGGCCAACGUUGAGUUUGUCCAGAACAUCGUCAAGAGCAUCCGAUCUGUUCGGUCUGACUACCAGCUCCUGCCUAAAACUAAAAUUGAAGUUUACCUGAAGUGUUCAGAUGAUGAAACAGCUCUGAUGCUCAAGUCCUUCGAGGCUGUGACCUCCACCAUGGGCAACACCAGCCAGGUCAGCUACCUGGUCAACACUGACCCCCCUCUGGGCUGUGCCAUGAUGACAGUCUCUGCCAGAUGUGAGACUCACAUCAUGCUCAAGGGCCAGAUCGACAUACCCAAAGAAAAGGAAAGGCUAGAAGCUAAGAAAGACAGUUUGGCCAAAAGUCUGGCCAAGCUUAGAGAAGCGGCCAAGGUUCCAGAUUAUGAGAGCAAGGUGCCUGAAGAUGUCAGAGUUAAAAAUGAGGAAAAGAUGAAUGAAUUAUCAGCUCAGUUAGAGACCAUCACCAACUCAAUAGAGACGCUACUAAAGUUACAGUAAAUAAAGUAGUUUAAUUUCUCCAGUAUUGACCACUGUCCAGCAGUAUCAUGCCUUGUAAUGAUGUGAACUUUGUUUAUCUUGCUGUAAACCUUAUUUUGUUUGUUGAUGCUUAUUCAUUAUUUAAUUAACCUGAUUAAUAAAAUUCUAAUCAUAUAAAAAAAUUUGUUUCAUUCUAAAGUUUGUGUUCACUUGAAAUUUUGUUCCGUUCUCAUAAAAAGUACUCUGGUUCUUACAAUGCUCAAUUUGAAUUAGUUUAUCAAUAAAGCUUAGAUUUAGGGUUUACGUUAUUCAUGUCAGCACUAAAUAUCUGUUUAAUGUCAGCUUUUCACUGAAUUCCUUUACUUAAACUAUUCACAGUUUGUGUUUAUGUAAAAGAUUCUAUAAUGCAAAUCACUGACUGUAUUUUUAUUUAUUUAUGACUUUAGAAGUGAAGAAAGCGUAUCUGUAUUUAAUGUACUCAGUCUGUAUGUUGUAUUAAACAGUUGAAUUGGUGAAAACAAAGU
Molecule: messenger RNA, 3760 nt
Organism: Physella acuta
Lineage: Eukaryota; Metazoa; Mollusca; Gastropoda; Physidae
Product: valine--tRNA ligase
Biological process (GO): valyl-tRNA aminoacylation
Cellular component (GO): cytosol
Molecular function (GO): ATP binding; valine-tRNA ligase activity; aminoacyl-tRNA deacylase activity
Source: RefSeq, a predicted model, not a curated record